Messenger RNA from Danio aesculapii, 3515 nucleotides. It is a transcript of the gene trpc7a, whose product is annotated as transient receptor potential cation channel, subfamily C, member 7a. Bases 42 to 3011 code for a protein of 989 amino acids. The transcript has 12 exons. Gene Ontology annotation, cellular component: membrane; cation channel complex. The record is from RefSeq and is a predicted model, not a curated record. Gene Ontology annotation, molecular function: protein binding; inositol 1,4,5 trisphosphate binding; store-operated calcium channel activity. Lineage: Eukaryota; Metazoa; Chordata; Actinopteri; Cypriniformes; Danionidae. Gene Ontology annotation, biological process: calcium ion transmembrane transport; regulation of cytosolic calcium ion concentration; manganese ion transport.
CCGAACUCCGCAACUGACCUGCAACAUCUUUCCCAUUAAAAAUGCUGACAGACAGAGAAGAGCGAGACCUGCACGCCAAGGAGCAGUUCAUCAUGUCUCACGCGGCGCUCUGCACGCUCCCGCUCGCGCUUUCAGCGGGAGACUCUUCCGCCACCUCACCGGAGACUGAGCACUCGAGACCGGACUCUCACGGCGAAGAGUUUAACUGCAGGGACAGAAACACUUGCUGCUCCCCUGACAAACCGCUGUUAAACAGGUGUAUGACUCUGCCCGGGACUCUGAUAGACGGCCGAGGAAAAAACGACCCGGUUACGAGAGAGUUGUCAGCUCUUGGGGAAGGUGAGGGAUCCAGACACGAGUUCGAGCAUCAUCAACAUCAUCAUCACGGACACCGGUUCUUCGACAGCGAUGACGAGCUGGACUUCCACGCGCACCAUCACUGGCAUCCACACGACAGCAGCUCACACUAUUCGUUUGAAGCCAUGCAGCGCAGACACACCACAUUAAGGGACAAAAUCCGCCGACAGGCCGUCCGUGGCCCGGCGUACAUGUUCAGCGAGAGAGGCACCAGUCUGACUGAAGAGGAGGAACGUUUCCUUGACGCCGCCGAGUACGGAAACAUCCCUUCAGUCCGAAAGAUGCUCGAGGAGUCCAAGACGCUGAACGUAAACUGUGUGGACUACAUGGGCCAGAAUGCAUUGCAACUGGCAGUGGGGAACGAGCACCUGGAGGUCACAGAACUGUUGCUGAAGAAAGAAGGCUUGGCGAGGGUUGGAGAUGCCCUGCUGUUAGCUAUUAGCAAAGGUUACGUGCGGAUAGUGGAGGCCAUCUUGGCUCAUCCUGCAUUCGAAGGUGGUCUUCGCUUGACUCUGAGUCCCCUUGAGCAAGAGCUGCGGGAUGAUGAUUUUUACGCGUAUGAUGAAGACGGGACUCGCUUUUCUCAGGACAUCACACCUAUGAUUCUGGCAGCCCAUUGCAAGGAGUACGAGAUCGUGCAUAUCCUUUUGCUCAAAGGGGCUCGUAUUGAGAAACCCCACGACUAUUUCUGCAAGUGUGGGGAGUGCGCGGAGAAACAAAAGCAGGAUUCUUUCAGCCACUCGCGAUCAAGGAUGAACGCUUAUAAGGGCCUGGCAAGUGCUGCCUAUCUGUCUCUGUCUAGUGAAGACCCUGUGCUCACUGCCCUGGAGCUCAGCAAUGAGCUGGCACAACUCGCCAACAUCGAGACUGAGUUUAAGAAUGACUAUAGGAAGCUCUCCAUGCAGUGUAAGGACUUUGUGGUUGGGGUUCUGGAUCUGUGCAGGAAUACAGAGGAAGUCGAGGCCAUUCUGAAUGGAGAUGUGGAUCAGAAUCAUCCAAGUGAACACCAUCGGCCCUGCCUUAGCCGGGUUAAACUGGCCAUUAAGUAUGAAGUCAAAAAGUUUGUAGCUCAUCCUAACUGCCAGCAGCGGUUGCUGACGCUGUGGUACGAGAAUCUUUCAGGCCUUAGGCAACAGUCAAUUGGUGUGAAAUGUUGGACAGUGCUGGGAGUGAUGGUGGGAUUGCCAUUUCUUGCCAUUGCAUAUUGGAUUAUGCCCUUCAGCAAGGUGGGCCAGGUUCUCCGCAGUCCCUUCAUGAAGUUUGUAGCUCACGCCGUCUCAUUUACCCUUUUCUUGUGUCUUCUGGUUCUCAACGCCUCCGACCGCUUCGCAGGAGUCAAAACCCUUCCUAAUGAAACCAUUACUGAUCAUCCUCGGCAAAUCUUUCGCAUCAAAACAACUCAGUUCAGCUGGACAGAGAUGCUGAUAAUGAAAUGGGUUCUAGGAAUGAUCUGGACCGAGUGUAAGGAGGUCUGGGCGGACGGGCCACGCGAGUACAUCAUGCACCUGUGGAACGUGUUAGAUUUCGGCAUGCUGUCAGUAUUUGUGGCCUCGUUCACCGCACGGCUCAUGGCCUUCCUGCAAGCGUCCCAAGCACAGCUCUAUGUGGAUUUAUAUGUGACUAAUGCCGACUUGAUCAAUGCAUCAUUACCAGCAGAUGUGGCCUACUUCACUUACGCCAGGAACAGGUGGCUGCCCUCCGAUCCUCAGCUUAUCUCUGAAGGCUUGUACUCCAUCGCUGUGGUUCUCAGUUUCUCUCGAAUCGCCUACGUUCUGCCGGCUAAUGAGAGUUUCGGACCCUUACAAAUAUCCCUGGGCCGGACUGUUAAGGAUAUUUUUAAAUUCAUGGUCAUUUUCAUCAUGGUCUUUCUUGCCUUCAUGAUCGGCAUGUUUAAUUUAUAUUCAUACUAUUUGGGAGCUAAAUACAACCCUGCUUUUACCACGGUAGAAGAAAGCUUUAAAACACUGUUCUGGUCGAUCUUUGGUUUAUCUGAGGUGAUUUCAGUGGUCUUGAAGUACGAUCAUAAGUUUAUUGAGAACAUUGGUUAUAUUCUCUACGGGGUCUAUAACGUCACAAUGGUGGUAGUCCUUCUUAACAUGCUCAUAGCCAUGAUUAACCACUCAUACCAGGAAAUUGAGGAGGAUGCUGAUGUGGAAUGGAAGUUUGCUCGUGCAAAGCUCUGGCUCUCGUAUUUUGAUGAAGGCAGCACUCUUCCAGCCCCCUUUAAUCUAAUACCCAGCCCCAAAUCCUUCUAUUACAUGGCUCAGCGCACCAAAGCAUGCCUAGUGAGUUUAUGCAAGGCCAGGGUCCGCAGUAACAGCAGCCAGCAGGACAUGGGAAUGGCCAAUUCUCGCUCUAAGCUUUAUCGAUUUCGACCUUACCAUUCGCAAGAGGGAUUCACGGUUAGAAAUCCCAUCAAACACCCUACACGAUAUCAGAAACUCAUGAAGCGACUCAUCAAGCGCUAUGUCCUGAAAGCCCAAAUUGACAGUGAAAGUAAUGAGAUCAACGAAGGUGAGUUGAAGGAAAUCAAGCAGGACAUUUCCAGCCUGCGUUAUGAGCUCCUGGAGGAAAAAUCCCAGGCCACAGAAGAGCUGGCUGAACUGAUCCAGGAGCUUGGAGACAAACUCAGCAAGGGAAACAAGAGACCGUGACAAAUGAACUGGUGUGAAAGUAGCUGAAAGUGUCCUAGAGCUUAUUAAAUUCAGAAAUAUUUAGUUUAGAUACAAACUUUAAAGUCUUUUUAUACUCUCAAGACACCAGUUUGUGAAAUAGGUAUGAUUUGUUGUUGCCAUUUGGGUGUAAGGUGCAAUUUAAUAAAGUAAUUAUAGAGCAAACUCAGGAAAAAUGCAACGUUAUAUAAUAAUACCAAUAAAUUCAGAAGACUGUUUCCUCAGAACGUAUAUUAUUAAGACAAAAACAGCAGAACUAAGUGUGUUAGUAUUAAAUAUUAUGAUAGUUCUGGAGUCCCAGCACUGCACAUUAGGGUUUAGAAGGUUGGACUAAUGAGAUUAUGUUUUAAAUAAAUGUCUGUUGGAUAACAAUCUAAAAUGUGCAAGGGGAGCUCAAAGACCUGCAAAAAUGCAAUAACAUUUUUAUGUUUUCUAUCUUUAAAUUAUUUAUGAAGAGUACAACAUUGCAAUGUACAAAUACGAACA